Messenger RNA from Emericellopsis atlantica, 1615 nucleotides. RefSeq lists its product as uncharacterized. The transcript is spliced from 4 exons. Lineage: Eukaryota; Fungi; Ascomycota; Sordariomycetes; Hypocreales; Bionectriaceae. Gene Ontology annotation, molecular function: DNA-binding transcription factor activity, RNA polymerase II-specific; zinc ion binding. The record is from RefSeq and is a predicted model, not a curated record. Gene Ontology annotation, biological process: regulation of DNA-templated transcription. Bases 14 to 1579 code for a protein of 521 amino acids.
CCUUCACGUCGUGAUGCCGUAUCGUAGCCACGGCUGUCUUCGCUGCCGUCAGCGACGUGUAAAGUGCGAUGAGGCCAGGCCAUCAUGUCAGCGGUGUGUCGCACGGCAAGAGGUUUGCGUCGGGUAUAGGGACGACAGCGAUCUGACUUUCCAUGACGAAACCACUAAAGUAGUGCAAAGGUACAAACACCUCGACGAUAGUUCUUUGCCUCAAGUUGCCAUCCCUCGCCGCGCUUCCGUGGGGCAUCCCAUCUCACGCUCAACAUUCCGUGUCCACAAUCGCUCAUUUCCGCCUGAGCCUGGGUUCAGUGACUCAGUGAAACACCACGACCAAAACGACCUUGACAAUCAGCUUGCAUUAGACUUCAUGGAUAAUUUUAUUAUCCGUCCAUGCGACGAAUCUUCCACUCCCGGCUUUCUCGAACACCUCCCGAGCCUGUUCAAUGAAGUGAACGUGAAGGGACGGUACGCGCUACGGUGGGCCGUUCAAGCCGCUGCUUUCGCGAAUUUAUCGGGGAGAGGUGGGAGUGGACACUUCGAAACGAAAGCGCUUGAAUCUUACGGACACUCCCUUGUGGCUCUUGAAAGGUCGCUGGCCAAACAGGGUAAACAGCCGGACGACUACGACUUAAUGACCGUCGUGAUGCUUGACAUCUUCGAGUCGCUGUUUCUCCCUGAUGAGACCCUUCGCGGGUCUCACGCGCAGGGCAUGGCCCAUAUUCUGAGGCUCCGAGGUCAUCAUCAGUUCUACGAACCGCGUGCCUGGGGGCUGUUUCGCCUCGCCCAUCAUCGGCUGCAAAAAGAGAGGUUGGCAAAACAUUUCAGUCCCCUACCAGAAUCUCAGGAUUGGAUAAAUGCACUAGAUGAUGAUGCUUCAUUCUCUCGCCUCGAGAAAGGCGCUUUGCGGAUAUCUGAGGUCUGUGUUAAAGCAAGAAUGUUACUCCAGCAGCUUACUUCCUAUACUUCUUCGUCUGAAGAGGUAUUACAACUCGUUCGCGAGAUGUACUGCCUUGACCAAGAGGUCUCUGAAUGGCGCCGACGGCCUGAAUGGUCGUUUAAAACAGUCUCGCGCAGUGAAAUAUCUAGCGAGGCUGAAGUUUCAAACCACUUGCCCGAGAGGGUAGAGAUUCACCGCGAUAUCUGGAUGGCUUACGAAUGGAACUACCACCGCACUGCGCGGUUGAUACUUCACCAACAGCUUCUUCAAUGCCUCGAGAAGUUAGCAAGUAGCUCCAGCACCAUUGAGUCGGGACACCUUGACAGUCAGAUUGCGUGUUGGAUGGAGAGAUCAGUCUCAACCAUUCAUACUCUCGCCGAUCAGGUCCUCGCCACGGUCCCUCAGAGCCUGGGCAAUGUCAAUUCUUUGGGACAAUACAGACGCAACCGGACAGCUCAAUCAAGCCAUCGGGCCAUCGGGGCAUAUCUCUUGUUAUGGCCAAUCAGGGUCAUUGGCAGCGAGACUAGCAGGGCAGCCGAACGUCAAAUUCGGAGUGCGGUGGUUGUAUUAGACGGAAUUCGAGAGCAUACGGGCAUGAAAUCACACCUCGGUACAUUAUCCACCAACAUAGCAAAUAUAUAACUACUGCGCUCUCUGAUCCUAGCCUUCUGAAGGUGG